Messenger RNA from Bactrocera dorsalis (oriental fruit fly), 2415 nucleotides. Its product is annotated as prolyl 4-hydroxylase subunit alpha-2. The transcript is spliced from 8 exons. Gene Ontology annotation, molecular function: procollagen-proline 4-dioxygenase activity; protein binding. Lineage: Eukaryota; Metazoa; Arthropoda; Insecta; Diptera; Tephritidae. Gene Ontology annotation, cellular component: endoplasmic reticulum. The record is from RefSeq and is a predicted model, not a curated record. Bases 690 to 2321 code for a protein of 543 amino acids.
UUCGUAAACUUAAGAGUGAAACUUUCUCAAGAAAUUUUCUAAUUAGUGAAAAUCUCUCCACCAAAAAUUGUUCAAAACGUUAAAAAGUACGUAAUUCUUCUAACUGUUAACGAAUGGUGGCAAUACUUCACAGUUAGUUUUUAUCUCACGAACUCUUUCGAAUUUAAAUGAAAUUUCCAAAAUCCAACAACAAUCUCUUAUUAACCUUUAUAGCCAUAACUUCGCGUAUGUUUUCUCUGCAGUCUCCGUUUGUAGCAAAGAAGAUCGGUAAAACAUGCGAAUAUGAAAGAAUAUGCCUUGCUGCCUAAGGCUUCAUCAACAAGCAAACAUUUCAUUUUAUGCUGACCUGAAAUGAACCGUGUUUAAAGAAAAUACAAAAAUACCAUAACUUAUUGCCUUCCGAGAGCUUUUAAGACCGCAACGGAUUUUAGUUAAACUAGCAUUCUUAAGCAUUUACAGCUCAGUUUGUGAGAAGCUUUCAAACGACCAUCAUCUGUAAAGUGUGUACGAGGAGAGCCAAGCAAACCAAGUCUCGUUUUUAUACAAAGUUGGCCGAGCACAUUUGUUUAUGUAACCUUUAGCCAAUCAGCUAGAGUGCCAUAGUGACUAUCAACGAAUACCAUACCAAGUGACCUUGCGCCGCCUUUACAACUUUGUUACAACACUGAAAAGACCGGCAACUUGCAGCGAUGUCAUUGACCUUUAGUAAACGCUCAAACACACCAACACAGAAAUCAGUUCGACUCAAAGCAACAGCAGUUAGUCGAACCUCUUCGUUUGCGUUGUUUCUUUUCAUGCUAACAACUUUGUUGAUCUUCGCUUUCGGUUCAGCAGCGGCGCAAACCACUACAACAACGAUGAACGAUCAAUAUCUAAUGGUUGAGUAUUUGAAUACCCAGGCGGUAUUAACGGACACACUCCGGCGAUAUAUCGAAGCGCUGCAGCAGAAAAUCGGUUUUAUAAAGAGCAAAACAAACGAAAUCAAAGCCAUCAACGAUGUGGCCGCCGCUGACAUGCACAAAUAUGUGAGUAAUCCUCUGAAUGCGUUGACCAUUCUGAAGCGCGUCACUUCCGACUGGCAGAUGCUGCGGCAAUAUGCUCACAAUAUUGACAGCACAACAGAAAUCGUUAAAAAUCUGACAAUUACCAGGAAGUCAUUGAAAUUCCCGAGCGAAAGUGACUUCGAUGAGGCAGCCCUUAACCUGCUGCGCAUUCAGGGCGUCUACCAACUGGAGCCAGAGCGUUUGGCUGUGGGUGAGGUGAACGGCAUAAAGUUAGGCGCAGCCAUGUCCUGGAGCGAUUGUCUGGAAAUCGGUCGUAAAUCAGUGAAAAAUGGCGACUUUGUGAUUGCGAAAUUUUGGAUGGAAGUGGCGCUAGGGAAGCUGCCUGCUGUGGCUGGCGCGUCAAUAGCGGCGGCAAAUGCCACAGAAGGCAUGUCCUCCACUGAGGGGCUCAGUGCAGAGGUGAGGAAUGCGCGCUUGCAGAUUAUGGAAGCGCUGGCUAUAAUCGAAUCCAAUAUGGGUAACCUGGAUAGCGCUCUCGACAUCAUCAACACACUAUUGAAGAAACAUCCAAAAAAUAAAAAUCUGCUUAAAACUAAGGCACGAGUGGAAAAAAAAUUUAAAAAGCCCAAGAAAAAUUCCAAAAAAGCUUCAAAGCAGAGCAAAGAAAAUAAAGCGCAAAGUGGCAAAUCUGUUGAAGAAUUGCUGAUUGGAGAGAUUUGUCGUGCGGCAACAAACAUUGACGCCGCCAGCAGCAGCGGCGCAUUUAGCAACAGCGCAGCAGAUUGUCGCCUGAUUUACGGUAAUCUGCCUGAGCUGCUGCUGCAACCACUCCAAGUGGAGCUCCUAAGCUUGGAUCCAUACAUCGCCAUAUAUCACAACGUGUUGAGCGCUCAGGAAAUCAGCGACUUGCAACAGAUUAUCGCCGAUGCGGAUGAUGGCGAUGAGGCAGCUGUAGCAAAGCUACUAAAGCACAAGAGCACCACGGAGCGCCUACAAUUGGCUACAGGGCAUGCAGGACGCAAGUGGGGCGCUUGGCAAAUGGAGCGUUGGACGUUCGAAGAAGACGUACAUACAGAUGCGCUGCUGCCAGCGACAACCGAAAUCAUGGCGAAUGUUCUGUUCAAUCUGCAAACAGCCAAGUUGGGUGGCGCUAUUGUCUUUCCGCAGUUGGAAUUGGGCAUCACGCUGCCGACGAAUGCCUUGCUUUAUUGGACGCAGCUGAAUGAGUACCAUGAAUACGAUUAUCGCAGCAAGCAGCAUGUCUGUCCGGUGAUUGUCGGCACACAACUCACGGCGUAUACCAGCAUCCAAGCCUAAGUCAAACGCCCGUAUGUACUUGCAUUCGUUUGUGCCCCGCAGCAAAUCCCAAUAGUGCUGCACUGAUCCCCUUCUAGUUCAAUUUGCAUAUGGA